Messenger RNA from Lytechinus pictus (painted urchin), 511 nucleotides. RefSeq names its product large ribosomal subunit protein eL37A-like. The transcript has 4 exons. Gene Ontology annotation, biological process: translation. The coding region runs from base 90 to 374 and encodes 94 amino acids. NCBI's taxonomy places the organism in Eukaryota, Metazoa, Echinodermata, Echinoidea, Temnopleuroida, Toxopneustidae. The record is from RefSeq and is a predicted model, not a curated record. Gene Ontology annotation, molecular function: structural constituent of ribosome; RNA binding. Gene Ontology annotation, cellular component: ribosome; cytosolic large ribosomal subunit.
GUUUCCACAAGACGCGACGACGUUCAGUCAACGAAACCCCUUGUGCGCCAUCUCUUGGUCGACCUCUUACAGUCUGCUGCUUUACAAAGAUGACGAAGGGUACUUCCAGCUUUGGAAAGCGCCACAACAAGACCCACACCUUCUGUAGGAGGUGUGGGCGCCGUAGCUGGCACAUCCAGAAGUGUUCCUGUGCAGCCUGUUCAUACCCUUGUAAGACCAUUAGGAAAUAUAACUGGAGUGUGAAAGCUAAGCGCAGAAAGACUACUGGUACUGGACGCAUCAGGCAUCUCAGGGCAGUCAACAGGAGAUUCCGCAAUGGAUUCCGUGAAGGCACCAAAGCCAAACCCAGAGCCCGAGGAGCAGCUUCAUCUUAGGAUCUAAUAUGGCCCACUACCGGUUAUCACCAAGAACAGCAAGCAGUAGACAAUAUCUCUCUCUCAAAAAAUGCAAAAGACUCUUCAAAGAACUAUUCCCUUCGUAAGAUGUGAAUAAAUCCUCACAGAAUCACCAA